GCAAGUGUGUCUAUAGUCUCUGCUUCCUCACUACAAAGAGGCUACACAGGACUAAUCGCCGAUCAUGAACAGCACAGAGGGCCCCGAUUUCUACAUCCCAAUGUCCAACGCUACUGGACUAGUCAGGAGCCCUCACGAGUAUCCACAGUACUACCUGGCAGAACCAUGGGUCUUCUCCUUCCUCACCAUCUACAUGUUUUUCCUCAUCCUUGUGGGUAUUCCUGUCAAUUUGUUCACACUCUGCGUCACGGUCCUGCACAAGAAUCUGCGCACGCCGAUCUACUACAUGGUGGUGAACAUGACAAUGGCUGACCUGAUUGUAAUCGUGGUCAGCUUUCCUUUCACCAUGCACGCAGCAAUGCACGGCUAUUUCGUCCGUGGAAUGGUGGGAUGCAACUUCGAAGGCUUCUUCACAGUCCAUGGUAUCCAGAUCUCAUUGUGGUCCUUGGUGGUCCUGUCCGUGGAGAGGUUCAUGGUGUCCUGUAGACCUGGGAUCGACAUUCGUUUCCGGCGCAGGUUUAUCGUUAAGGGAAUAGGCUUCAGCUGGCUUAUGGCUUUCAGCUGUUCUUUGCCUCCUCUCUUUGAGUGGUCGCGAUACAUCCCUGAGGGAUUGCAGUGCUCGUGCGGCGUUGAUUACUACACUCUAAAGCCUGAUAUCUACAACGAGUCCUUCAUCAACUACAUGUUCACCGUGCACUUCAUCAUCCCGUUGACCGUCAUCUCGCUGUGCUUCGGCCGACUGCUUUGCAUGGUUAAUAACGAUGCUAUUUCUAAAAACGAGCAAGAUGCCAGCUGCUUGACGGUCCUCUUGAUUCUAGGGUUCUUUAUCUGCUGGCUGCCGUAUGCUAGUUUUGGCUGGCACAUCUUCUCAAACCAAGGCAGUGCCUUCAGUCCUAUCGCCAUGACUCUGACCUCGUUCUUCGCCAAGAGUUCCGUGUUGUUUAUUCCCCUCAUUUGCAUUUGCAUGGACAAGCAGCUCCGUCAAUGCAUGGUCAUCACGCUGUGCCUAGGGAAGAACCCUUUUGAGGGCAAGGUUGGAGACUCUAAGACCUCAGAGUCCUCGUCCGGCUCUGCGGCUCCUGCAUGAGCAUUUCAAGAUUACAAAGAUUUUACAGAUCUAAAGAUUUUAACGAUUUAAAGUCCACUUUAAUUCCACACAGGUGCAGAUGCCUAAAACUUUCGUUGGAUAUCAAUCGACUUUUAUGUUCUUUUAUGUAUAUCAGCAGUUCUUAUCCUUUUCCGGGCCCAAGUUAAAGAAAAGAAUGACUUAACCACCCUUCCCACAUGUAGAAUGUUAGAUGGAUAAAGUUUAAUAUAAUACAACAAGAGUUUUGGAUUACUCACUAAGUGGAAAGGCUCGGCUUGGAUGGAGGAUCUGAGGCGGUCCAGUCGUGGCUGAGUAAGGCUGAAGAAAAGGCAUUACACUAUUUUCAACCAUAACUCCAGCUCUGUACUUGUUCUUGACUUGGUCCUGCUACGAUGUCUAUAAAUCCAUAAAAUUGCUAAGAUUAUGUGAUGUCUUGCAAGCAGCUGUUAACUCAUUCAAACUACAAGUUUUCCUGUGACCUGGCCCCCAGUUUCCGAAACUCUGAUCUAUCUGUUGGUUGUAUCUCAAAGGACAAAUUUGUUAAAAUGAAAAUACUUGUUACUUGUCACAUUACAGAGAGGUUGUAUUAUUAUUAUUAUUAUUAUUAUGUGUGUUGUUGACAUUGGAAAAGUCAAUCUAUACUAUUAUUGUCUUGACCCCUUGAGUCCAUAAUCGUUUAUAAUCCGUCUCCAAGGCCAUCUUGCAUAAGGACAUGAUGCUAAUCCGGACUAACAGAUCAGUCUGAAUGAACCUGAGACAAGAAGUUCAAAAUAAAUGACAAGCUC
This is a messenger RNA of Tachysurus vachellii, 1872 nucleotides long. It is a transcript of the gene rhol, whose product is annotated as rhodopsin, like. Gene Ontology annotation, biological process: visual perception; phototransduction; G protein-coupled receptor signaling pathway. Bases 65 to 1087 code for a protein of 340 amino acids. Gene Ontology annotation, cellular component: photoreceptor outer segment; membrane. NCBI's taxonomy places the organism in Eukaryota, Metazoa, Chordata, Actinopteri, Siluriformes, Bagridae. Gene Ontology annotation, molecular function: G protein-coupled receptor activity. The record is from RefSeq and is a predicted model, not a curated record. The transcript has a single exon.